This is a messenger RNA of Phacochoerus africanus (Common warthog), 327 nucleotides long. RefSeq names its product protein kish-A-like. NCBI's taxonomy places the organism in Eukaryota, Metazoa, Chordata, Mammalia, Artiodactyla, Suidae. The transcript has a single exon. The record is from RefSeq and is a predicted model, not a curated record. Gene Ontology annotation, biological process: intracellular transport; protein secretion.
AAGGGUGAUGUAGCUGGGGCUUUGCCGGCCUCACUAUGUCUGCCAUUUUCAACUUUCAGAGUCUGUUGACUGUAAUCUUGCUGCUUCUAUGUACCUGUACUUAAAUCUGAUCCUUGGCACCCAGACUACUGGAGAGAAAUAAAACUGGAUUGUUGGGUAUACUUUGGAAGUGUGCUAGAAUUGAUGAACAGAAGAGUCCUUAUGUUGCAGUAUGCUGUGUUGUGAUGGCCUUCAGCAUCCUCUUCAUACAGUAGUUUGGAAAAAUGUCAGAAUUCAGUUGCCAGCAGAUUUAAAUAUGAAAGAAAGGACUUAUCUGCAGAAAAUAAU